Trichoderma harzianum CBS 226.95 is the source of this 593-nucleotide messenger RNA. RefSeq lists its product as hypothetical. The record is from RefSeq and is a predicted model, not a curated record. Bases 150 to 479 code for a protein of 109 amino acids. Lineage: Eukaryota; Fungi; Ascomycota; Sordariomycetes; Hypocreales; Hypocreaceae. The transcript has a single exon.
CAUCGUCUCUUCCCUGCUCAUCCAUCAAUGCUACCUGGAUCAAUUGCUCCUCUCCUGUACUCGUAAUACCUGGCAGCAUCAGUAGCAUGCCUUAACUUACCUUGGUCCCAUGCUUGCUUUGCUUGGAGCUGCAUUGGCUGUACGAAUACAUGCGCACAGUACGCGUUACUCCGUACGUCUCAAAGCAAAGCAUUGAUCGAAAAAAGCCUCCCAAUCCCGUUCGUCAGCCAGCAGCAGGAUUCGCCCUCAUCUCAGCUGCGUUGUCCGUAUUAUUCCGUGUCACAGGCCGAAUCAAUGCGCCUGUGCUCCUUCUCGGUCCAUCACCUAUUACCUGUGCUCGUACUAUGAGAUCAAUGGAUGAGGACCUGUACGGAGCGGUACUGCUAGCCACAGUGCUGCUGGUAAACUGGCGGUCCCUUAUCUUGGGAGGGGGCGAGUCGUCCCUGUUUCGCGCUUGGUGUGUAGGAAAAAGGUACUAAGGGCAAAGUACCAGUACUUGCAAAAGUCGUAUGACGGUACAUUUCGUCAUGCAACACUACAAGUACACCCUUCAAUAGCCUGCAGUGACAACCUUGAACCUUCCGAGUCCUCCG